Amorphotheca resinae ATCC 22711 is the source of this 4469-nucleotide messenger RNA. RefSeq lists its product as hypothetical. The record is from RefSeq and is a predicted model, not a curated record. Bases 151 to 4308 code for a protein of 1385 amino acids. Gene Ontology annotation, molecular function: 3-oxoacyl-[acyl-carrier-protein] synthase activity; fatty acid synthase activity; 3-oxoacyl-[acyl-carrier-protein] reductase (NADPH) activity. The transcript is spliced from 2 exons. Lineage: Eukaryota; Fungi; Ascomycota; Leotiomycetes; Helotiales; Amorphothecaceae. Gene Ontology annotation, biological process: long-chain fatty acid biosynthetic process. Gene Ontology annotation, cellular component: fatty acid synthase complex.
GGUCGAUCGACGUUAGAGAACGAGAUAGUCGGCGACCUCGUAAAUGAAUUCGGAACGGUUCCUGAUCGAGCAGAGGAGGUGGUCAUUCAGGACUUAGGGAAGACGCUCCAGUCAAAUUUCGGCGGGCGAUUGGGAAAGCAGACAUCUCGAAUGGUCGAGCAAUUGCUGGCGUCGAAAAUGCCUGGCGGAUUCUCUCUCAACUCUGCGCGAAAAUACCUCGAUCAUCGAUGGGGAUUUGGAGAGGGUCGUCAGGAUUCUUGUUUGCUGGCCGCUGUUGUUCUGCCGCCCGCUGUACGGCUGCCAACCGAGCAAGCUGCGCACCGCUUUUUUGACGACAUCGCAGAGAAACACGCUGCGGCUGCAGGAUUAUCAAUUCAUGAGAGCGAGGGGAUAAAUGCAGAUGCCCCUGCGGUGGCAUUUGAUCCUGAAGCCCUGCGCAGUCUGAAAGAGGAGCAAAAUGCGCUGGCGCAGAAGAAGUUGGAGCUUUAUGCCGAGCAUCUGCAAAUCGAUCUUCAGGCUGGACUGAAAAGCUAUGCGCUUGCGCAAAAUACCAUCAAUGAGCUGGAAGCACAACUAGAUCUUUGGAGUAAUGAGCAUGGGGAUGUCUAUGGAGAGGGCAUCAAGCCUAUAGUUGAUAUCCGGAAAGUUCGUGUGUACGACUCUUGGUGGAAUUGGGCGUUGCAAGAUGCUCUCACUCUCUUCCACGACCUCACCACAGGCACUUUGAAAGCUGCCGACCCUGAUGUCAAAUCUCAAACCUUGCGAAUCGUCAAUCGAUGUACGCCGAAACUGCUUGAGGUUUUGCAGUAUAUGGUGGCCUUUUGUCGCAAGGAGAAUGGAGAGACGUAUAGGACUGCUGAGGAGGUCAUCAAAUCGCUAGUUGUUGACUGCACAGCUUCGAUUGAUAGGCCGCCAGUUUAUCAGAAUCUCACGCCAUCAUUGGCACCGAAGACCAAUAUCGAUGGGAAUGGAAACAUUUCUGUCGUCGAGGUUCCGCGAGUUCAAAAUGAUGAGCCCUCACUCUUCUCAAUCAAGCGGAAGGGCACAAGUGGAUGGCUAGCGGACGAAGAAUUGACGAACACAUAUUUAGAGUGUCUCGAUGGAUGUUCUGAGCCCGGCAUAGGAUUUCAAGACAGAGUCGUUCUCUUGACAGGUGCGGGAGCAGGGUCAAUUGGAUCUGAGAUCCUGCGAGGUCUUCUAAGUGGAGGUGCCAAAGUCGUCGUAACCACGAGCAGUUUCUCUCUCGAGACAACAAGAUUCUAUCAAAAUAUCUACGUUAAUUGUGGGACUCCAGGGUCACAACUAGUCGUUGUUCCCUUCAACCAAGGCAGUCAACAGGAUAUCGAAUCCCUUCUCUCCUAUAUUUACGACACUUCUAAAGAUGGAUUGGGGUGGGAUCUAGAUGCCGUGAUUCCUUUCGCGGCUAUCAGUGAGAAGGGCCGUGAGAUCGAUACGAUCGAUUCGAAGAGCCAACUUGCGCAUCGAAUCAUGAUGACCAACACGAUUCAACUCAUAGGUGCGAUCAAGCGAUACAAGGAGAAAUAUGGCAGCGACACACGACCAGCUCAUGUCAUCCUUCCUCUUUCCCCUAAUCAUGGAAAUUUUGGGGGCGACGGCUUUUACGCGGAAUCCAAACUUGCCCUAGAGAGCCUCUUCAGCAAAUGGAAAUCAGAGAGUUGGUCAAACUACCUCUCGAUUUGUGGAGCUUCAAUUGGCUGGACCCGCGGCACCGGUCUCAUGAACGGAAAUGAUAUCGUGGCAGAAGAGAUCGAGAAGCUGGGUGUGAGGACUUUUUCACAGCGGGAAAUGGCUGUCAAUAUCCUCGCACUCAUGGCAUGUCCAAUAGUCGACAUCUGUCAAUCCGUUCCGUUAUACGCGGAUUUGAAUGGGGGACUCGAAAAGGUUCCAGAUCUUCCUGAUGUUCUCAGCCAGAUUAGAAAAUCCAUCAACAAGACAGCUGACAUCCGUCGAGCUCUCGCUCAAGAAGCGCUUUUGGAGGGCAGCCUUGCUCAAACACCGGUUGAACCUUUCAGUGAUGAUGAGGAUAUUGAGUCUCGUGCGAAUAUCGAUCUAGGCUUCCCCGACCUUCCCACCUCGGCUGAACUUGAAUCACUCAGCCACCUGAAAGGCAUGGUGGAUCACGAAAGGGUUGUAGUCAUUGCCGGGUUUUCUGAGCUAGGGCCUUACGGUAAUUCCAGAACCAGAUGGGAAAUGGAAGCUUACGGUACAUUUUCGUUAGAGGGGUGCGUUGAGAUGGCUUGGAUAAUGGGUCUGAUCAAAUACACCUCUACGGGAACCGCCCAAGGCAAGCCAUAUUCGGGCUGGCUGGAUGCUAAAUCGAACGAUCCAGUAGAAGAGUGUGAUAUCAAGAGGAUAUACGAAAAACAAAUUCUGGACCACAGUGGUAUUCGUUUGAUUGAACCUGAGCUUUGGGAUGGAUAUAAUCCACAAAAGAAGCAGAUGUUCCAGGAGGUUGUCAUCGAAGAGAACCUUAAACCUUUUGAAGCGUCUAAGGAAACUGCAGAGGCUUUUCGACGAGAACAUGGGUCCAACGUGGAUAUCAUGGAGAUUCCCGGAUCUUCUGGCAAUUCUUUCACUGUCAAGUUCAAGAGAGGAGCGACAUUACUGAUUCCCAAGGCUCUGAAUUUCGUCAAUGAUGUUACAGGUCAAAUCCCUAGCGGUUGGGAUGCUCGAACCUAUGGGAUUACGGAUGAUAUAAUUGCUUCGGUUGACAGAGUCACGCUCUAUGUUCUUGUUUGUACGGUCGAGGCCCUACUCUCUGCUGGUAUAUCCGAUCCUUAUGAGAUUUAUCAAUACGUCCACACCUCACAGGUCGGCAACUGUAUUGGUACAGGCGCAGGAGGCGUCCUUUCGGUUGAGAAGGUCCACAAAGGCCGUUCUAUGGAGAAGCCGAUACCUCAAGAUGUUCUUCAGGAGACGUUCAGCAAUACUGUUGCUGCAUGGGUCAACAUGCUCAUCAUGUCGUCGAAUGGUCCAAUCCGAACACCCGUUGGAGCCUGUGCCACCGCGAUUGAAUCUCUUGAUAACGCAUAUGACUUGAUCACAAGUGGCAAGGCAAAGCUGUGUUUGGUUGGCGGCGUAGACGACAUCCACGAAAAUACCUCAUACGAGUUUGCAAACAUGAAAGCCACCAGCAACAGUGAAUUGGAGCACGCAGCUGGGCGCGACCCCAAGGAGAUGUCUCGACCUACAGCUUCUAGUCGCAAAGGCUUUAUGGAAUCGCAGGGCUGUGGCAUGCAAAUUGUUUGCACUGCCAGGCUGGCCUUGGACAUGGGCCUUCCGAUUCAUGGCAUCCUGGCUUUCACAGGGACCGCCAGUGACAAAAUCGGCCGAUCGAUUCCAGCCCCUGGAAAAGGGGUCAUGGUCCACGCUACAGAAGCCACCUCCACAUUCCCCUCGCCAUUUCUAGACAUCAAGUUCCGCCGGCGACAGCUCAUGAGUCGGAAGGCACUAAUUAAAGAAUUCGAGGUAUCUGAACUUAGGCUCCUAGAAGACGAGAUCGAACACAUGAAAGCUACAGACCCCGGAUUUGAUGCCGACGCAUAUAGACUUCAUCGUACCACACAUAUCAUGCACGAAGUCAACCGUCAAACUGCAGACGCACUUGAUAGUCUCGGAAAUAGCUUCUGGAAGAACCAUCCGGAGAUCUCGCCCCUUCGCGGCUCCCUCGCAACCUGGGGCCUAACGAUCGACGAUCUAAACGUGUGUUCCUUCCACGGGACCUCCACUAUCAUGAAUGAGAAGAACGAAUGCGACGUUCUACAACGGCAGCUUAGCCACCUCGGCCGCACAAAAGGGAACCGCAUCCUCGGCGUAUUCCAGAAAUACCUGACCGGGCACCCAAAAGGCGCGGCCGGGGCGUGGAUGCUGAAUGGCGGGCUACAGAUCCUACGAACGGGUCUCGUGCCCGGCAAUCGUAACGCGGAUAACGUCGACUCCUACCUGGAACAAUUCGACCAUAUCGCGUUCCCGAACAAGAAUAUCCAAACAACCGGCGUAAAGGCCCUCUCACUAUUCUCGUUUGGUUUCGGGCAGAAAGGAGCGCAGGCUAUCGUGGUGCAUCCUAAGUAUCUGCUGGCUACGCUCGAGGAUGACGAGUUCAAAUGUUAUCAGGGGAAGGUAGCGCGGCGGCAGCGCAGCGCGCUGAAGGCUUUCAAUAAGGGGUUCCUGGGGAAUUGCCUCUUUGUAGCGAAGGAUAAGGCGCCCUUUGCGGAGACGGAAUUGGACGCGAUGCUGAACCCGAGUGCGAGGCUCGAGGCUGAUGAGGAUGGAUAUCUGCUUGGGUAGAGAUACGGAGCAGAGGAGGGGGCGCUUGGGAGUCUUAUUCUAUCUUGGAUUGGGUAUUGCAUUAGGCACAGGGGUUUGGGAGGGCGUUUUUGAGAGAGCUUUAAGGACUGUUGUAUUAUAUUGCGUGUUAUGUUAUACCUAUGUAAAUUUUUAUAAGCAAG